AAGAACGCCGUGCCUGGGGAGUGCGGCGGACACAGAUCGGAGGCCGGACGUUCUGAGCAGGGAAGCACCGCCUUUUCCGGUGUCACAGUUAUUCGCCGCUUGGGUUCCAUGGCUUCGCUGGGAAGGCAGGUUCCUGAGUGGCAUCGUCUAGUGGCCCUCUCCUGGGCCUGUUUGGCUAGGCAGACCCCUCAUCUCAGAGAACAGAAACAGAUGAGCCCUUCUCUGUUUUGCAAACUGAAUACAGUGCCCAGUAGAGGACGGUUUCGAGAGUUUUCCAGCGUUAGACCCGAAAAGUAUGGGCAGGAACCAGAACUGAGCACACAUCUCACUCAGUGUCUUCAGGAGGAACAGAGGUCUUGUGUGAAUUCUAAGUCCUUGGAGCCUGAAAGGGUCAUCAGUUCCCUCCAGGACAUGGGGUUUGCUGAAGCCCAUAUUAAUAGCCUGCUUAGUAUACAGCCAAGUGUCCAUCCUCAGCAGUUGCUGGACAUAAUUUCAGAACUCCUACUCUUGGGGUUGAACCCAGAGCCUGUAUUAAUGGCCUUGAACAAAAAUCCUCAGUUGCUGAAACUGUCUACUGUGCAAAUGAAGAAGCGUUCCAGUUACCUUCGGAAGCUUGGCCUUGGAGAAGGGAAACUGAAGCGAGUGCUUUCCGUUCGCCCUGAGGUUCUCACCAUGCCCCAGCGGGACAUCGACACCAUUGUAAAGGUCCUCAGGGAGAAGUGCUUGUUCACAGCACAGCACAUCAUAGACAUUCUGCACAGAUGCCCCACUGUUCUGCAGGAGGACCCCAAUGAGCUAGAAUACAAGUUCCAGGAUUCCCCAAGCUCUGCCUGAUGUUCAGCCGUCGGUCUCUACAUGGCAUUUGAUUUUCAUGGAAGCUAGAGACCAGUGGCAUUUUAAGUCUUCAGUGUGCCAGAAGACAGCAAUGCCAACAUAAAGACCUAGCUUCAGAGGAGAUACUGAAGCUAAAUGAAGGCGAUUUACACAGGCAGUAAUAAAUACAUCCAUAGAAAUACAGUCCCAUACUUAAAGAGAUUGAGUCAACCUCAAGUUGACAGGAAAUGCAAGGUCAGAGAGACAAGAAGGAAAGAAAGGGGAAGUCAGAGCAUACGUGCAAGUGGACAAGGACCAAAAGGGACACUACAGUUCAUGGAACAGUGUAGAAGAUGUACAAAUUAAAACUCAAGACAAUGAAAGCCUUCAGCCUGGGAAAGGCAUCAAAGUGAAGUCUCCUCAGAACACUGCUUGUCCCAAGGGGAAUGAAGGAGCAGCGGGGGCAGCGGGGCUUUUUAAUGAACUCCGAUAUGUUAAAGGCUGGAGGGACCAUCUGGAGAAUCUUGGAGACCAUAGAAACAGCACAUCCUUGACAGAGAGGUGAGAUGCGGUAAUUAAAAUACUCAAAAUAUGGGGAAAAACAGGAAGCACAGAACAGAGAGUAACUGUUGGGGGUCUGACGGGGGAAGGUUUCCCCUACAGAAGUUCUGCUCCAGCUGUGAGGAGGUCUCCCUAAGGUGUGUGUGUGUGUGUGUGUGUGUGUGUGUGUGUGUGUGUGUGUGUGUAUGUGUAACAAACUCGGCUCCCUCUGGGGAUGCUUUUCCUAGUGAAAGUGUUACAUUCUGCUCUGGAAGGAGGGGGAGGCUGGGAGGCUGGGGAGUGGGGUAGGUUUCUCCAAUAAAAGCUGUGCAAAGGUGUUCCAGCUGGGCUCUGAAAGGUAUCCUGGCAGCCAGGAGCCAAGGAAUACCACAAGCUCACACCACAACAAACCUCACACAAGAGAUUUAUUAGGAGGGGAAAAUCCAGAAGGGUGGCUGCCUCUGCCAGUGAGAAGCAGCAGAGAACUGGGCAGCACUAAGGGUUCAUCUAGAGUUUCUUGUGGAGGGCGGGGCAACUUUCCAGGGUAGCCUGGCAUUGGAGGGAUUAUGUGGCCCAACCUUUAGGGCAAGGUCAGGGAUUGGUGGGAUUUUUUUUUUAACUUGUUGGGCAGAGUUGGACUGCUCUCUGGCCUCAGGCCAUUAGAAAACGACUAUUUAGGGCCCUUAGGGACAUCUGGGGGUAGGACCUGAUCACUUCCCCACAUUGAGGGGCCGAAAGGCAGUCGCAGCUGUUUUAGCCUGUAUGGCCUAGCUCCUAGAUCACUUGCAAGCAUUGAGGGUUUACAAUGUUUAUAAAGUUACAAAGCUUGCAAAGGGAGUCCAAGGCAGGGAAGCCUUCCGUGCUGCUCAAGUUGGUGUGGCUAGCCAACAGGUAGAAGAAACAGCAAGGCAAUGGUGAGCAAUCUCCUGUCAGUCAGCCCGAGAUGCAGAGGCAUACACCUGUCAGCUACAUAGUAAAUUAAAAAGAACUAAAGGUUCUAGUUCCAAGAUAAACCGCCUAAGCGCCAACCAAAGGAAAGCUGGCAUGGCUGUACUAUCAUCAGAUAAAGUAGACCAUGAGGCCACAUCAUUUGCAAACAUCAUUUGACAAUGAUUAGGCAGGUAAAAUGGCGUCACCACUCAGCAUUCUUUUUUUUUUUUUUUUUAAUUUUAUUUAUUUUAUGUGUAUGUCUUCAGACACACCAGAAGAGGGAGUCUGAUCUCAUUAUGGGUGGUUGUGAGCCACCAUGUGGUUGCUGGGAUCCGAACUCAGGACCUUGGAAAGAGCAGUCAGGGCUCUUACCCGCUGAGCCAUCUCGCCAGCCCACCACUCAGCAUUCCUAACGGGGCCUCAGCAGAUGAGAGAGAGGGUCACUUCAUGACCAGGGUGGGACAUUUCAGAAUAUUCUCUGGGAAAAUGUUAGGGCAAGAGUAUGUGGACUGAGGAGGCAGCAUGUGAGGAGAGGAGCAUGCACUCUGGCCCCAGCCCUGUGUUGUUGCUGCAAACAAGAAUGCCAGUCCCUGUUGGCACUGACAAGGCCAUUUCCUUGGAUUGUGUUUGCAGAGCUCCAGUCAUGAGGGAUGAAAUAUUGCCCUCCUGGGGAUGAAGAGCAGACUUACUGUAAAAGCCAGGCUCCUAAGCUAAGAGCAAACCCACGAUGUGUGUGGCAUCUACUUGGGCCUUCAUGUCGUCCCCAGGCACUCAGUAAAGAGUUACAGACAGAAGAACUCUCUUUAUGAGGCUUACAUGACUUGACCUGGAUGGACAGUUGCUGAGCAGCAUCAUGCGUGUAGUUGUCUGAGUCUGGCAAUAUGUAAGUGGGAUAAGUUUCUCGUUGUCAUCAAGUUGUGGUUUUGUAAGGAAUAUGAGGCAUGGCUUGUAUUAGAAACAAAUUAACUUAAUGUACUAUUAAACCAACUUUCAUCAAAUUUAUAAAUUUAAAAAUUGAAGGAGAAAAUCCCCAGUACAUAAGUAAAAGCUGGGUAUGGCCGUAUCAGUAAUCCCAGAGACAGGCAGAUCCUAAGAGCCCACUGCCAGCCAGCUUGGCAGGGAUGCAAAGCCCCUGUUUCCGAUUCUGUCAUUUCUCUGACUCUGUGCACUGGGACGGCUGGACAUGGAGGCCUCAUGAAAAGGUUUUGUCUUUCAUUUUUAUUUGUUUAUUUUGUAUUAUUUUAGUUAUUCCUUUUAUUUAAUAUUAUAAUAUAAUCAUAUCGUUCUUCCCUUUUCUUCUCCUCUCAAACCCUCCUAUGUCCCUCUCCCUGCUCUCUUCCAAAUUGAUGGCUUUGUUUUCUCGUUAAUAGUUGUUACAUGCAUAUAUGUACACACAUAAAUAUUUAUAAAUACUCACAUGCAACCUGCUCAGUCUGUAUAAUGUUACUUGCAUGUAUGAUCUCAGGCUGAUCAUUUGGCAUUGGAUGCCCAAGCGCUGUGCUCUCCCAUGGGGCAAUACUGUGCUGCUCUUGGCAUUCCUCAGUUGACUACAGUUCUCUGUGUAGGGCUGAGGCCUCCCAGGCUUUCUUCAUCACAGUAAGUUUUAACGUCUGCUAGAGAAUGUCCUUUUAGCUUACGUUCCCCAAAGAGUCUUGGUUUUUCUCGUGUGUGUGUGUGUGUGUGUGUGUGUGUGUGUGUGUGUUUACAUGCAUGUGCACAUGUAUCUAUACCUGCAGAGGCCAGAUAAGAACACUGGCUUUCUCCCUAUAUUACCCCCCCACCUUAUGUUUUGAAAACAUUUAUUUAGUUAUUUGUGGGUGUGAUUGGGGUGGCUACAUAUAUAUAGCCUAUGUGUAGAGGACAGCAGACAAGUGGUGGGAACAGGUUCACUCCUUCUAUGAUAUGGGCCAGAGGGAUUGAACGCAAGUCAUGGGGCUCACCAGCACAUGCUUUUACCACCAAGCACGCCCAUACACAUGUCCACACAGUAUGCAUCACCCCCCUACACACACACACACACUCAGGAAUACUCAGCUGUAGAAGAAAGAUCCCCCCCCAUUUGCAACCACAUGACUGAGUCUUGAUGGCACUGUGAUAAGUGGAAUAAUCCAGGCACAGAAAAACAAACACCACAUGGCCUCACAUGUAGAAUCUAAAAACACUAAGCUCACACAACAGGGAGUAGAGGUAUGGGUGUUAGACAUGGUGAGCUUUGAGUGCAAGAGGCAGCUGGGAUAGUAUUUUAGUCUUCAGGCAUUAGUUACAUAAAGCUCUAGUCCAAUGGUGUUAGCUGUAUUAGAAAUACAGUAUCACUUGCUUGAUAUUAGAUCACCUCCCACCUGUGGCAAGCACCUGUGAAGGAAGAUGCUUUAUUUUUACCAUGGCCGUCACUCCCAGUGUACACAUAAUCGCUGCAUUGCAUAAAACUUGAAUAUACAUGCUUACAUAAUUUUGUCAGUUUUACUCCUAUAAAGCUGGGAAAUUUAACUGAAACAAAACUAAGAAGAACCAGUGUCUACCACUGUAAAACACCUCAUAGUCUACUCUGACAGUCACACAGCAAUGACGAGGAGUAGACAGGACCAUUGGGAGCCAGGGAGCCAGAUGUGGUUACCCCUGGUAACAGUGAAGGAAAGAAGGUGGUGCCUCUCUGUGGAUGGAGUGGAGGCUGUGCAGGCCUCACAGAUAUGUGGUUAGAACCAGAGGGACAUGCAGGGGCUGGCCAGGAGGGACUGCUCAGAGGUAGAGUGCAGAGUAGAACGGAUAGCCUCUUCUGGGAGGAUCUGCAUCAUACUCGCUUAUUCUUGGUACACACGUCAAGAAUCCCUUUCUGACCAUGUUUUAGAGAAAAGAUGUAAGGACUAAAAGAUGGCAAAGGCAACUCUGGCUACGGGGGGGGGGGGGUCAGUGUCUUUAGGGCGGGACUUGGGCUACAGAUGGAGAUGUGCCACCUAUAGAUUGGGGUCCUGCUGCACUGCCCUCCCCACAGCCACUCUCUCAUUGGCCACUUACAGCUUCCUGAGUUUUCCUGCCUCCCUUAGAAUGUGAGGUGUACCUCGUGUACAGAAGAGACCUCUGGCCUUUGAGGUCUCCUCUGCUCCACCGCACACUGCUGCUGCUCUUCUUCUCAGGGUUGGGUAGGAGUGCGGAGGCGGGGGGUGGGGGGAAUCCAGGAAGGACACAGAACAAGCCAGCCCUGUUCCCAUGCCAGGACAGGGCAGUGCCAGGACCACAGGAAAGCAGGUAUGGGGGCCCAGAUGCUGGGCUGGCUCACUCCCUUUCCUGGGCAGAGCUUCACUGGCUUCCUCUCUCCAGAUGGGAUGCGUGAGUUUCUUUGAAGUGAGCAAUGGCAAGGCCCAAGCCAGAGGUUUAAGGAGUCAUGAGUUGCCCUCUCCUUCAGGCCCAGACAGAAGUUGUGUCUCCCCAGAUGUCAUUUUUUUAUAGUUUUUCUGUUCUUGCAACACUGCUUUGUGAAACGUGCAGGAUGGCACGGCAAACAAGGAGAGGGAAUGAGACCUGAGUGCCUGACUGAUGCCGACCGGAACCAGGGAUGCCAGGCAUUCCUAGAUAAGUGACUGUUGGAUCCUUGUCCUAGUUUUAGAGGUGACAUCCAGUCAGCUGCUCAGCUACUGGAUUCCCAGAAACCUGAUUAAGAGCCCAGAUGUUGUCCUAAGAGGGACUGCACCCACAGAAAUGCUAAAUUCCCACCACCACCACCACCACCACCACCACCACCAAAAGCCUGCCACCCUGGGCAAGAAGGGAAGACACUGUUCUCUAAGGAACUGCAGGCUGAAGAUGCCACAUGGCCGGCCUUGAUUCCAGAGCUGUAGCCUUCGCCAGCCCUUUCCUGAACAUUAGGCAUGCAGGGCCUUCCUGUGGCCACUCCCAGGCCUCCUCUGGGACUAGCAGUUCUUGGGCCAGGUCAGGAACACUGUCUUCUCUUCAGGCUGAACACCUGUUGUUGAGAUAAACAAGGCUACCAGCUGCAUGUCACAGUCCAGGGUGGGUGAUAGGGGUUCCAGGAGGGACCUUUCAGGACGACUGCUGGUGAAGUCUGCAGUGGACAGAGGAGAGCACAGACAGUCCCUGCUUCCCAGGGAUGCCUUCUCCUCCUUGACUGUAGCUAGCCAGGACCAGGCUGUGGAGGGGCAAGCUGAGAUUCCUGGUCAGCUUGGUAGGGUAGUAGUGACUGUGGACUCCAAGGGAGGUGGAGGAGGUUGGAGCAUCCUGGAUGGUGUGGGACUGCCAACAUGCCUGCCUGCGCAUACUCUCCUGGCACCUCCCCCCCUUACUUCCCCCCUUCUUGCUUCUGCAGGAAGGCAGCCCUGGCUAGAGGAAGCAGAGGCAGGGCUGUUGGCAUUUCCGACUUGUUUGAAGUCAGGAACGCCUGAAGACCAAGUGCUAUGCGACCUGAGUUUGGGCCAACUACCCUUGAGCCUGGGGCCAGAGGCUGCUCUGAGCAGAGGCUCUGGCCUACAGCAGAGACUGCUCUAGGUAUGCAAACCUCAGAUCAGCUCAGUCCCAGCUUGGACUUCUCUAUCCCGACCCAGAUAACAAAGUUCUCCCGGCCCCAGGCUUUUUACACUUGUUUUGAGAGCUGUAGGCAUGUCUUUCAUUUCCUGUCAGCUUUCCGGGAAGCUAGGAAUCCUCUUACAGGCAGGGGGAGGCCUGGUGUCCUGGGUAGGAUUGCUGUGUGAGCAUCCUUUAUCCUCAACCCUGGAGGGCUCUCCCAGCAAAUCACCUUGGUACAGAGACAGCCAUCAUGGAGUUAUAUGCGUGGUUGUGGGAGGGACAAGAGAGUCCCUAGGGGCAGUCAGGAUACAUUCCAGGAGGGGUCAUUUGGGCUGCGCUCUAUGCUCAGGUUGGGAGGGGUGCAUCCCUACUCUUGCUGUCUGUCUACAGUGAGUGGCUCCCUUGGCUCACUUUCUGGUAUGAGGUUUUUGAUCUAAGCCUGUGACAGAGUAUGGCCUAUGGUGCUCUUAUCUGUCUCUAGAUGUCUCUGAAUUGUCCUGUGUAAAUGGAGCUGUUGCUUUACCUCCAGCACCUGAGCAGGUGCUGCUAACAUCAUGUUCAGCAGGGCCAGAAGCUAGCCGUCUGGACAUUCCCCGCCAGUGAGUAAUGACUGUUACCUUGCCUUAUGUUCUAACACCCUUUUGUGUCCACCACUGCCUAGGCCACUGCCUCCUGGACUCUCUUGAAACUUUGGGCCUUUUAGCCUGCAGGGAGAAGAGCCUCUUUCUGGCCUCCCCGGCAGAGCUGCAGCUGCCAUGUCAGAGGGAGAAUUCCCAGGCCAAGCUUGUGGCCUCUUCCCCACAUAGAGCAUGGAGUCCUACAAGCUAGACUCCUGGGUACAGUGGUUGCUCCUCUGGAAUCUUGCCCUGUUUCUCAUCCCCAGUGGGCCUCUAAGGCUCCUGUGCCUUCUCCACUUCCCAUCCUGCCAUCCUGUACAGGUAACAGUUAAUGUUUGUCUUGGGGGGCCUGAGGGGCUGGGUGUGUCUGACUCUGACAAGCUCUGCAUAAGCUCAGAAGACACAUAGACUGGGUUGACCUUGGUGUGGAAAUUUAGGGUCAGGGUUCUGCUUAGAAGCAGUCUCUCUCUUUGUAUUCCGAGACAGGCUGACAGAGCCUUUAGGAGACUUGAGCAUGCACUAAGUCUCAAGGGCAGGAGCGGGCAGGGCAGUAGGUGUAUACAGUGGGUGUAUACUUAUGGAAGGCUGGGUGAGCAAAUAACUUGCCCUGCUUUGUAAAGCACAAAUAUCACCCACAUAUAUCAGGCUGGGAAGAUGACUCAGUGAUACCUCAAAAGCACACGGACACAAGUUCUAUCCUCAGAACCCACAUUAAAAAGCCAGGUGUGAUGAUGCAAUGUUUGUCAUCCCAGCACUGGGAGGCAGAGACCAGAUUCCUGGGGGCUUGCUGCCAGGCAGCCUCACUUGCUUGGCCAGUAGUAUAGAAGUUCUCAUCACAAGCACACCAGUAAUAUGUUGCACUAAGUCAUCCUGAUGUUCCUGGGUGAUGGGAAUUUUCAGCUCUAAUAUCACCCCAGGGGACUAUUUCUGACAUGACUGUAAACAUAUAUGUACAUUCAUCAUGCCUAUAUACCCAUGUCUGAAUCCACUAUCACAAGACACACAGAGAUGCAGGUACUGUAAGCUUAAAAUGACCUGUCCAAUUCAAACUGAAUACAAAGCCAUAUUUUAUUUUGUGCUUCCUCCUCUUUGAAUUUGCAGUUGUCCAUCUCUAACAGUGAUGAUCACUGUCCUAUUUAGCUUUAGUUGUCAAUGUGACACAGCCUAGAGUCCUCUGGGAGGAAAGCCUUGAUUGAGAAAUUACCUAGGUCAGAUAGGUCUGUGGCCAUAUAUGUGGAGGAUUGUCUUGAUUACUAAUUGAUGCAGGAGGGCCCGGCCUAUUGUGGACAAUACUAUACCCAGGCAAGUGGUCCUGGGUUGUAUAAGAAAGCUAGCUAAGUAUGGGCCUGCAAGCAAGUAAACCAGAGAGCGAGCCAGCAAACAUUUCUCCAUGGUUCUUGCCCUGAUGUCCCUUAAUGAUGGAUUGAAACGUGGAAGUGUAAGCUAAAUAAAUCCUUUCUUCUAAACUG
Mastomys coucha (southern multimammate mouse) is the source of this 8884-nucleotide messenger RNA. It is a transcript of the gene Mterf4, whose product is annotated as mitochondrial transcription termination factor 4. Gene Ontology annotation, molecular function: double-stranded DNA binding. The coding region runs from base 109 to 834 and encodes 241 amino acids. Gene Ontology annotation, biological process: regulation of DNA-templated transcription. NCBI's taxonomy places the organism in Eukaryota, Metazoa, Chordata, Mammalia, Rodentia, Muridae. The record is from RefSeq and is a predicted model, not a curated record. The transcript is spliced from 4 exons.